Rhizoctonia solani is the source of this 3300-nucleotide messenger RNA. RefSeq lists its product as uncharacterized. Lineage: Eukaryota; Fungi; Basidiomycota; Agaricomycetes; Cantharellales; Ceratobasidiaceae. The transcript is spliced from 4 exons. The record is from RefSeq and is a predicted model, not a curated record. Bases 1 to 3300 code for a protein of 1099 amino acids.
AUGAAGAGCCUCCAUGCGCCUACCUCGUUGACUGAAAUUCGACACCUGGAAUUAGGGACGCUAAAUUCAGAUGAUCAGAUAAAUCGAUCUGCGCUAUAUCUCACUGACCAGGCUAGCCACUUGACUUACCGUGGGCCAAGAUUAGACUUCUCUACUUCGGCUCUCUUUGCCUAUAAUCCAUCGCCACCUAAUAGACAAUCGCUGCUCCGAAUUGUUCCAUUGACGCUCCCUUCAAAUGUAUCCCCACUACUAGAUUGGGGAAGCGAACCCACCGAAAUCGAGGAAACCGGGCUUUCAGGCCUUGAAGACUUCCGUUCUUGCAUCAAGACAUACAUCCGAACUUUGCCAGUCGCACAGCCACCACCAUUGAAGCGAAGGAGAUCGAUUGAAGCAAGCCCUCAAGAUCGAAGACCGAAUGCAACCAAGAAGUCCCGCUUUGCUAUCCCUUUGCCUGCACCGUCCAACCUCCCUGGUCCGGCGGUCUCCGCAAAAAUACGAAAUGCUGCACUCUCUGUACUGCAGUCCAAAAGUAGUACUAAGAGUAAUAUUCCUGUGCGCCUCAGACUGGGUCUAACCAAACGUACGAAUAUUGGUUCGAAACUGAUAUCCAAACGGCCUUCUGAUCCCCCUUAUGGUACAUCCCUUGAGGCUAAACUUGCACAUAGGAACGCAGCAGUGCCCGAUCCACCUCCGAAGGCGGAGGUGGGGCCCUCGGGUGCCAACAGCUCCUCCAAAAGAACCCUCGUACUUAGAGUAAAAACACUAGAAAGCACACUCGGCCCCUCGAUGGAUGAGAAAAGCCAGAUCCAAAUUCCGAUCGAUCCAGUAGUUCCCAAUUCUUUCCCUUCAUCGAGCCUAUCUGAAGCUACAUCGAGAAGAUGUGCUGAACCUAUGGGCAGAGUGCUGGUACCAUCUUCACCGUCCCUAUCCACAGAUAGAACUAUAGAGGUACCGGCAUCUCACCGUUACGACACCGGCUCUCCUGGUCUCUGUGCAGACAUGCCCGUGUUAUUGGAUGGUAUUCCAGAAUUCGCUUCGCUUCCGUCGCCCAAGGCCGAAUCUACGCCUGGUUUCUUACUCUCGCACACUCUCCCUAACUCGUCUGACUGGGAUCUUGUGAUGGAGAAAAACCAAGUUCAACCCUUGUGUGGGGAUUUGUCUCGCCUGAAGUCCGGUGUAUUCCAUUCAGACUCUUUAUUGCUCUCUCUUGAAAAACCGAGCUUACCCAACUUAUCCAACCAGACUGGUACAUCGUCGGACCUUGAUACGUCUUAUGAUUUGAAACUUAAUCAACUGAUGGCAUCUGUUUUUUACGACUCCAGUCAAGACUCAAAUGUUAUUCAACCCGAUCAAGUCGACAAGAGCCUAAAUUCCCCAACUAACGUUUCCCUGAAUACCGAUGAGCACGAGUCUUUGCCAUGGGAGUUAUCCCCAAUGGAGGACCUAGAUGACUUUCGAUUCGAUGGUGAUCAUAAUCUUGAUUCACCCGAGUUUUCACCAGUGGUUAAACCCAUGGAUGCAACUGGUAUUCUGGGACCUAGCAAUUCUGGCACUAAUGAUCAUGGAUUGAAGCAAUCUGGUUCAUCUGACCCUGGCGAUCAUCACUCCAAUUUCGGUAUGAAAUCAGUCUUGUAUGAUUCGAGUCAAGACUCGCCACAACUUCAAGAUGGAGAGAUUGCCUUUCAUGAUCAGCGUAAUCAAAGACAAGAUGAACAUCCCACAGUAGAAGACACCUCGAUUCUUGUACCUUCGUGGAGUUCGGACAUGUCUAUUCGAUCCUGUCCGGACUAUCCGUUAAGUGGCACUCGACCCGUAAACUCUUGGAAGCCUUUUUCAACAUGUGGUGGAGGAUCACCUGAUGAUUUGGUUCUCGCGUCACGUUCCCUUUCACUAGAAGAUCCCGAGACUCGGCAUCCAUCCAAUGGUCAAUCACAGGAAGGGAGCUCUGCCCAACUAGUUUCUCAGGCACCUUUGCAACCUUCUGUGGUUCAUCACACCAACAUACCUGCAGGAUCUACGGGCAAGGCAGCCAACAGCGCGUGUUCUUCGCAUGGGUUUCCCGCACCAACGAAUAAGCGAUCUGGAACGUCCAAACUUGCCGCUUACAAUAAUACAGCAGGCUCGCUAGUAGGAUCAUGUUCUCCUAUCCUAAGCUUCACACCGCUUCCUAAACGGAAUAUUCUGGAUGAUUCACUCGAAUCCAUCGAGUCUCCCGACAUAAGCCAGAUAAUUGUCACUGGUAAACCCUUUCGAAACAACCCCAUCUUCAGAUUUCCAGCGGCCAAACCAACUGCCGAGCCAGAGGAAGAUAUCUCGUGCGAGUCGCAAGAUUUUCGACCAAACAUUCGUUCUGUGUCACAUGGAAUACUCGCCACUUCAUACUCAGCACCCGCGUUUGGGAAGACUACUGGAUCUAAGGAAACUCCCAAGACUGAUCUUACCCCUGAGGUUCCUAGCUCCGUUGGCGUAUCGACACAUGAUGCGCGGCAGAUCUUCUCGAACGUGGAUAGGACGGAGAAUACGGACACUCGAAAAAUCCUCCAAUCGCAUGAGCCUUCUCCCGCGCCCGAUCAUCCACCGGCUCAGCAGCCCCGACCUCCCUCUCCACUAAUCAGCAAGAUUUACAAGGGUCAUUUACAUAGCGUCAUACCACAACCGCAUUUUCUUCCUUCUCUGCCCUGUCCCUCACCGUCCCUGACCGAAGGAAUGUUGGCGAGUUUGGUGCCUCCCAGCUUUCAGAAUUGGCUCAACCAAGAUGGAAGCCCCGCCCAAGAUCAAGCGAGUGCGGCUAGGAACUUUUUAUCUGACACAUGGGGUCGUGCGGCGUGGAUUAUUCCUGUGCGUGGACGUGCCCCAUGGGAGGGAUGUUCUGGAGCCAUGGUCUCACUGAGGCCAAUCAAAGAACGGAAAAAACGAAUAAUCGUUUGGACUCCAGCAGCUUUACGAUCUUUUUGGACACAGAUGGCUGGUUUUAGAGAUACGAAACGUGUGGGUCCUCUCUCCAUGUCAUUCGAAGCCGCACCGGAUAAAGCUCCGGAGCCAGAAGGCCACCAAGAGGCUUCAGAGCUUAAAGCAUCACGAAGUUUCGAGUUUAUCAAGCUGUACCAUGAUUCUCGUGUGUCCUUGAAGCUGAGAACUAUACUACAAGUGCUUGAGUUUGCUGAUGAGGAUCAGUAUGGGGUCGAUGCUACUAUUCUUAAGGAAGAGGAGACAGGGACUGUGGCUAUGCGUCGUUUACUUGGUGCUUCGACGCGACUUGCGUUACUAGAUAGCACCGGAAAUAUUGUACUUGUAUCGUAG